Messenger RNA from Sitodiplosis mosellana (orange wheat blossom midge), 1981 nucleotides. RefSeq names its product sodium/potassium/calcium exchanger 3-like. The transcript has 9 exons. The record is from RefSeq and is a predicted model, not a curated record. The coding region runs from base 295 to 1908 and encodes 537 amino acids. NCBI's taxonomy places the organism in Eukaryota, Metazoa, Arthropoda, Insecta, Diptera, Cecidomyiidae. Gene Ontology annotation, biological process: intracellular calcium ion homeostasis; calcium ion transmembrane transport. Gene Ontology annotation, molecular function: calcium, potassium:sodium antiporter activity; calcium channel activity. Gene Ontology annotation, cellular component: membrane.
UUGUGUUAGAAUACUGCGAUUUGUCAGCACUAAAAGGGUGAACCAAAAUUAAAACGAAACAAGUAGAAAAACGCCCUUUGACGCGCUUCCCACAUUUUUAUUAUGAUAUUGAGAUAACAUUUAGUGAUUUUUUCCAAUUAUUCAACAAAAAUCUCGUGCCAAAAUUUUAAAAAAAUUAAAAAGUGACCAUUAAAUACCGGAAUCAUAACUACUUUUUUAAUCAUUUUGAAUUGAUAAAUUUUUUUGAAUUUCUGUGCGUUAGCCAAUCAUAUACAAAAAUCAAUCCAUAUUAGAAUGAAAAAAACUGAUUCACUAUUCUCAAUAAAGCAGAAGAAGAAAAAUUUUCUUGCAUUGUGCAUAAGAUCGUUCCUUCUAAUAGCGAUAAUUUUGCUAUAUUUCAUUUCAUCAACCAACUUUAAUGGAAAUCACAACAGCAUUCAACAAGAAGAUGAUGUUUAUCGAUAUCGAUCUCGUAGCAUUCUCGCAGUAAAUCAAACCGAAUCUAUUGUAUCGAGCAGAACUACGGAAAGCCCCUUAAGUGGCACGAGAAAUCAUGCCAGGAAAAAUUGUACAAACGCCGCCAUACUGGAGCUUCCGUCAGACGGACUCACUCGUGACGAGAGGAAACAAGGUUGGAUAAUCAUUCAUAUAGCGCUCGCAUGCUACUGCUUUUGGUUCUUGGCAUCGAUAUGUGAUGAUUAUUUCGUUCCAGCAAUUCAGUCAAUUUGUAGUGGUUUCAACUUGAAUGAGGAUGUGGUAGGUGCGACGUUCAUGGCAGCUGCCGCGUCUAGCCCUGAACUGUUUAUAAAUUCGGUUGGAACGUUUAUCACGAAAAGCGACUUAGGAGUGGGAACAAUAGUGGGGUCAGCGGUUUUCAAUGUACUUGCAGUUCCUGCUUGUUGCGGGCUCUUCGCAGGUCAAAUUGUUUAUCUUGACUGGUGGCCUGUUAGCCGCGAUAGUUUGAUGUAUGGUAUUUCAGUGGUUGCUCUCAUUUUCACUCUGCAAGAUGGAAAAGUUAUGUGGUAUGAAGCGCUCAUUCUUGUGUUCGCCUACAUCAUUUACAUUGCAGUUAUGUACUGGAAUGAAAUAAUGUCGCAUAAAGCGCGGACUUUGGUAGCAAAACUGCGCAGACAAUCUCGUGUGCGGCCAUAUCGCGAGCGUGCUGAAAUCACACCAUUAUUAGCUGCUCAAAAUGGUCAAAAACAAAAUGGAAACUCAUCUGUUAUCAAUAUAAGCAACAACUUAUAUCCAAUCCUUGAAGUGUACGAAGAUUAUGCUGAUACACCAUACAAAGUUCCUCAUGACAUCAAUUGCUGCGCAUACCUAUUAAAGUGGCCAAUUAUACUUGUUUUGUGGCUCACCGUUCCUGAUUGUAGAAAACGUCCAAAAUUGACAAUGAUGACGUUCUGCAUGUGCAUCGCGUGGAUUGGCCUCGCAUCAUACGCCGUUGCUAUGCUUAUCACUAUUGUUGGCGAUACGGCAAAUGUACCGGAUUCAGUGAUGGGUCUUACUUUCCUCGCUGCCGGCACUUCCUUGCCGGAAGCCGUAUCGAGUGUGAUAGUUACUAAUCAAGGACAUGGUGCUAUGGGAAUUAGUAGCUCAAUCAGUUCAAACACAUUUGACAUUCUUCUUUGUUUAGGUAUCCCAUGGUUCCUUAAAGCUUACUUCGACCCCGAUGUGGACGGUCAAAAUUGGAUUUCGCUCAACUCGAGUGGCAUUACCUACUCCGCGAUAUCGCUUCUUUCAACCCUUAUUGGAUUGUAUGUGGCAUUGGCACUCAACAAAUACAAAUUGGAUUGGAAAAUCGGCGUGACAUGUUUGCUCAUGUACAUGGCGUUUUUAGCCCUGGCCAGUUUGAUUGAACUUAACGUAUUCUUCCCAGUCAACCUACCCACUUGCCCGCACUAAUUUUCAUCAAAUCAUCAUACAAUUUUAAGAACUAAGCAUUGCUACAAUAAAUAUCAUUUAGCCAGAAACAGAA